AGGAUUUUUGCUGCGCGCACAUGGACUCUGCACUUCCGCUGUCGGUGCUGGUCCGCUAUAUCUCUCACAACUCUGUAGAGUUUAACAAGUAAAACAAAAAACAAGUUUAUUUUUUUAAAAUAAGCAUUUGCUUGUGCAUCGUAUUGGAAGCGUUUCAGCAGAGCGAGACUGGAGUGUCGUUUAAGAGGUUCUGCAUUCUUUAGUGCCGAUUAUGGUUUAACCAGCGGCACUUUGUUGAGCGACAGCAGGUGAGAGACAACAAAGCAGCCAUGCUGACACUGGCAAGCAAGCUGAAACGAGACGAUGGAGUGAAGAGCGGGCGCUCCUCAAACACAGCCCCCGAAUCUACUCGGAGAGUAUCCAUUAGAGAUCGGCUGCUGGUCAAAGAGGUUGCCGAGCUUGAAGCAAACCUUCCAAGUACAUGUAAAGUGAACUUCCCAGAUGUAAACAAGCUGCAUUACUUUCAGUUAACUGUCACUCCAGAUGAAGGUUAUUAUCAAGGAGGAAAAUUCCAAUUUGAAAUAGAUGUACCUGAAGCCUAUAAUAUGGUGCCUCCUAGAGUCAAGUGUCUAACUAGAAUAUGGCAUCCGAACAUCACAGAGACGGGUGAAAUCUGUUUAAGUCUGCUGAGAGAACAUUCGAUAGAUGGAACAGGCUGGGCACCGACCAGAACAUUAAAGGAUGUUGUUUGGGGCCUGAAUUCACUGUUUACUGAUUUGCUGAACUUUGAUGAUCCCUUGAAUAUUGAAGCUGCAGAACACCACCUACGUGACAAGGAGGAUUUCCGGACUAAAGUACAAGAUUUUAUCAAGCGAUACGGAAGAUGAUGACGGCGUUUUACUUUCACUGUGGGUUUCACGCGAUGUCGCCAAACCUUCCUUACUUCUGAUGAACUCUCAAACCCUAAAGAAAUUGAAAUCCUAUUCAGUAUGUAAAGUAAUUAAGACCCCACAAGUGGAUUGGACUCGGCCUGAUCAGCAUUAAGCAAGGAGGGAGUGCACUGAACAAACGUCAUCAAAAUAUUCGAGUCACCAAGGGGGGGGACAGCAAAUUAUACUCCAAGUAACUCUUAGGUUUUUUGUUUUUUUUUUUCCACCCGUGACACUCGCCCGUUAUUAGUUCAGUUAAUCUUAGUAGCUGUCACCAGCUAGAGUGCCAGUCGCCCUUCUCACACGUCAACGUGGCUUCCAUGUCGUUGCUCUUCACGUAUUGCAACUGUUUACAUCCACACACCAGACAGGCUGAUUUUAUGAAGUGUUAACCCUGAGCAGAGAUUUGGUCAAAGGGGCUUUCAUCUUCAUCAUAGUAUUGCUUGCUGCACUUGGGACUUUUGUUUCAAGUGUUGUCAUUUUAUAUAUAUAUAUAUUAUUAUUAUUUUCUUAAAUGUUAUAAAGGAAGGUACAGGAAUGUUAAGGUUUACUCAGAAUACGAUUACGUCACGGAGGAGAAAUCUGCCAAAGUCUUUUUUUUUUCUUUUCAUUUCCUUUUUCAUAGGUUGGGGGGGUCAAGUCUUAUAGGGGGCUUCAGUAUACAAAUGCAACCUGGAGGGGGGGGGGGGGGGGGGGUCAUCUCAGGUGUGAAUAAUUAACAAUGUGAAGAAGAAAAAGAAAAAUCCAACGUUGUCAUUUCCGAAUGUGAUGCUACGUCCACCAGAGUCCUCCUGCCGUAAGUAAAUGUUGUAUUGCGUGUGACUCUGUGGUGCGUUUGAAAUUCAUAUGACGUUUUAUUUCAAGUUACUGCAGAAGAGAGCGCAAAAACAAAACAGAAAUGAUCCCCGAGUUCAUUGUCACGGAAUGGAGUGUCUCUUAACUGCCAGAAUUCCUGGUGCUUGUUUCUCACUUUAUUUAAAUCUAUUCAUUUUUCAGAGAUGUAUAUCCAUUUUUAAAAUAUAUUAAAGAGGUAUUAUAAUACA
Erpetoichthys calabaricus (reedfish) is the source of this 1912-nucleotide messenger RNA. It is a transcript of the gene ube2f, whose product is annotated as ubiquitin-conjugating enzyme E2F (putative). The transcript has 10 exons. Gene Ontology annotation, molecular function: NEDD8 transferase activity. NCBI's taxonomy places the organism in Eukaryota, Metazoa, Chordata, Cladistia, Polypteriformes, Polypteridae. Gene Ontology annotation, biological process: protein neddylation. The record is from RefSeq and is a predicted model, not a curated record. Bases 270 to 827 code for a protein of 185 amino acids. Gene Ontology annotation, cellular component: nucleus.